This is a messenger RNA of Closterium sp. Yama58-4, 636 nucleotides long. The record is from the annotation of a GenBank genome assembly. NCBI's taxonomy places the organism in Eukaryota, Viridiplantae, Streptophyta, Zygnematophyceae, Desmidiales, Closteriaceae.
AUGUACGGGAGGGUGACUAAGGAGGAUCCGUCUGGAGCGGCAGCAGCAGGAGGGGAGGGAGCAUCGACGGACGACAAUGAGAUCGAAUUCAAUCCGACGGGUCCUGUUCCACGAGGCUACGCCCGAUGCCGUCCGUUGGAGGAGAUCCUAGACGAACACGCGAUCCACACCGUUGAUUUCGCGAGUAUAGACGUCGAGGGCGCGGAAGCAUCGGCGCUUCACUGCUUUCCGUUCCGAGCCUACGACAUCCGAACCUGGCUUGUAGAGACGGAUAAGGCCGGGAAGGACUUAUAUCGAAUCUUUAUGCGAGCGGGGUAUGCGCUUGUAACGGAAGUCCUGUGCCCUCAGAACCGGCUACACUCCGCCUUAACCCACAUGGGCGUAAAACUAGACUCAAUUUUCCGGCGAGUUUCCCCUGGACCCUUUUCACCCUCCAGCGGCCCGGCGUGGUUGCCGGGGGGGGAGAGGGCGGGUAAGGGGCCUGAACCGUCGUGCAAGCACAAGGCACCGUGUGAGGAGCAGGUGCCUCAUUUGGAGGAGGAGGAGGUGGAGGAGAGUAGCUUGAAGCUGAAGCUGGGGACGUGCAGGCGAGGGGGAAUGCCCAUGUCUGUGGACCCGGUUGCUUAUAGAGGGUGA